Messenger RNA from Dendrobium catenatum, 1235 nucleotides. RefSeq lists its product as uncharacterized. The record is from RefSeq and is a predicted model, not a curated record. Bases 131 to 877 code for a protein of 248 amino acids. The transcript is spliced from 3 exons. Lineage: Eukaryota; Viridiplantae; Streptophyta; Magnoliopsida; Asparagales; Orchidaceae.
CCCGGUGCGUAACCAAUGCACACAAAUCUCCCUCUUCUGCUUCACUUCUGAUUUCUUUCUCUCUCUCCCCCCUCUCUCUCUCUUCUUCUUCUUCUUCUUCUUCUUCUACAGAGGGAAUUGGUUGUUGUAGAUGGUGAUCGCGGCGGAAGAUGGGGCGGGGAUUCGGAGGGAACCAUCGAGAAUGGUGGAGAAACGUACUUCGCAGUCGACUUCCAGGAAAGCGGACUCACACUCCCGCCUUCAUAACUUCUCCUUACCGAGCCUAAGCUGGGGGAACCAGAAGCUUUUACGAUGCGUCAAUUCAUCCAAUGGAUCGACGGCUGAGGAGCUCGAGAUAGCAGCGAGGCGCUCCUCAUCGCCAUCCUCUGAUGAAAGGCGCCAGGCGGUGCAAUCACGGUUGAGGACGCCUUUACGGAUCCGUGGACAGAAGCGAAGGAUUGAUGGUGAGGAGGCGGAGGAAUCUGCCCCGGCUGUAGCUACUUCGGUGAUACCGUGGAAUUUGAGAACCAGGAAAGCCGCCUGCAAUGCCCAGGCGGAGAUCGGACUGAAUUUGAAUCCUUCAUCUUCCUUGUCGCCAUCUCCCUCGUCCUUUUCUUCUCCCCUUAAGCAAGACAAGCUUCUUAAUCCGGUACGAGUGCUUCGAUCGCGAUUGGAGGGCUUUGAGAAGGGGGAAAGGCGGAAAUUCUCGAUUUCUCUCUCGAAGGUGGAGAUCGAGGAAGAUUUUAUUGCAAUGAAGGGUACGAAGCUUCCUCGGAGGCCAAAAAAGAGAGCUAGAUAUUUGCAGAGGCAGCUCGAAGCACUCUUUCCUGGAUCAUUUUUAUCCGAAGUAACACCAGAUUUAUACAAAAUUGGCGAGCGAGAGGAGAAACAGACUUGAUUCUGAAACUUGAUCUCAUUAGAAGACGACUAGGAAUUUUCAAAUGUCCUGAUGGUCAUUUGAUUACGUUGCGCCAGUUAGCUUUGUCAUUGUAAUAAGACCAUGUAAGUAAGUUGUUUCCUGAAUGUUCGCUCCAACAAGAUUGCAUUAUUGAGGUGCAAAUUGAUUUCCUCUCGCUGGUUUUAUUUGUUUCUCUUACAGUUUGAUCCUUGAAAAGAUCUUUGAUCUUUUUUUCUUCUUUUCUCUCAAGACAGAAGGUAUUCUGUUGUUUUUAGUUUUUACAACUGUGAAUUAUGUAUUUGUGGAACCUAAAAGUUGCCCUUUUUUCAACCCCAAAAUAAAGAGAUUUGGCAUAUCA